AUGACAGAUCUAUAUGGCCCAACUGAUGCAGCGAUGUGCAAGAUGUUUCGCACAACGCUCUCCGAACGAGCAUUGAGCUGGUUCAACUCCUUGCCCACUGGGUCAAUUGAAGCUCUCUCCCAACUAACAGAUCGCUUCACCCACCAUUUCGCUAUCAACAAAGAGUACGCUAAGACUCCCGCGUACCUCUUAACUAUCAUCCAGAGAGAGGGCGAGACCCUCCGUAACUACAUUCAACGAUUUGUAGAGGCAUCUCACAAAGUUCCUAACAUGGGAGGAAGCAUGCUCGCUGGAAUCAUUCAACAAAACUUGAAGGAAGGUAGAUUCAAGGAAUCUAUUGCUGGAAGACCUCCAACCACUCUGGAAGAGUUACUAAGUCGCGCUGAGAAACACGUACGCAUCGAAGAGGCUUCGGCCCUCCCUCCUGACCUCGCGCGUGCUGGAUGGGCUUAUUGGUUGAAGAGAUAUAGCUCCUAA
Erythranthe guttata (spotted monkey flower) is the source of this 477-nucleotide messenger RNA. The record is from RefSeq and is a predicted model, not a curated record. NCBI's taxonomy places the organism in Eukaryota, Viridiplantae, Streptophyta, Magnoliopsida, Lamiales, Phrymaceae.